GUAAGUUAUGAUAUAAAAAGCAAUAGACAUCAAUUAAAAAUACUUAAAAUCAAUUAAAUUUCAUCUGAACUAUGGACAUCAACCACGUACUAUAAAUGAGGCGUUGGCUUCAAACCGUUUUAAUUUUAACAUCGUGUUCGCUCACCACAGCACAAGAGGACGGCGCGCCGACCCUCUGUCCGAAUCACUGCUCAUGUUCGCUAGAGGGGGAGAAAUACAUUGUCGACUGCAGUGACAGGAACUUCACCACGGUGCCGCCCCUGUACGGGUUCGAAGAUCUUGGGGAGUUUAAAGUCUAUUUUUACUUAAACAAAAACAAAUGUAGCUACAUCCUGCGGAAUUCGUUUUACCCUGUUAUUGGCCGGCUGCGGUUUUUAGAGAUGACAUCGAAUAAACACAACAUUGAAGUCGCUGUUGGAGCAUUCGAUGCGUUUUCGGAUAGUCUGGAGGUGUUGAAAAUCGGACCUGUUUCCGGAGAAUUUGACCAGUUUUACAAAUCAAUCUCCAAAACGUCUUCUCUCGUGGAGUUGCAUAUCCGUUCUGGUUUGAAACAUCCACAAAUCCUAACAACUCCAUUGGAUUAUCCGCGGUUGAAAAGUUUUACAUUACAUAGCUCUCAGCUCCAGGAUAUUAAUUUCAAAGUCUUUGACUAUGUCCCGUUAAGAGCUUUAAGGCUUUAUGACAACAAGCUGAACGACAUCCCGAAAGAAGUCUCAAGGCUCAUGUCUGCGACGUUGGAGAUCUUGUCCUUGAGUCGUAAUAAAAUAACACAAAUCAAAGAUGCCCAAAUUCCUUAUGGCUGUAAGCUAAUGUUUCUUGAUAUCAGCUACAACGAGGUUGUGUACAUUGAAGAAGGCGUACUAGAGAGAUGUAACAAUCUGAAGCUACUGAACCUCUCGCAUAAUUCAAAUCUACAUGAAAUAGGUCCGAAUGCGUUUGACGGUCUGAGAGGAAUCGUUAUAGAUCUAAGCUUCACCAGGAUCAGACACAUCGACUUCAUCGACCCCGAGCAGGUCAAGAUGUUGAGACUGACCAGCACACACAUAGCCUGCAACUGUGAGCUACAGGUCAAGGUUAUACCACCAUUCAAAGACAAACUUAGAGGGACUUGUCGGCUGCCUAAGGAACUCAAACAUUUCCCUGUCGACUGGGACCUCAAUCUCCUUAAGCUCAACUGCACUGAGUACAUGAAAAUACAAAAACGGAAACGGUUAACCGAUGAAGGAUUCAAAUCUGUUAUUCCAGAAGAUUUCAGUCAAUACUUUGAAAUGAUCUCAAAAUUCGUUUUUAAGGGUAAACAAAAAUCAAAAGCAGAACUCAAACAAGCUCAUUCCGCGUCGUCUGCAUCCCCUGGAUAUCCCGACAGUUUAAGCUCAUCAUUCGCUUCCAUCCCAAACUCACAAGUAGAUGAAGAUGGGACUUCAGAAACGGUCACUCCUUCAUUAGGGACAUUACCUGAGUCACAACAGACACCUGGUGAAAUGUCGUCAUCGGCGUUAAAAAGAUCUAAGAUGAAUUUAAUGAAGUCAACACCCACCGCAAAACGAGGCACACACCGGCAUAAAACAUCACCAGUACUGAGCACAACAAGUACUCUACACCAACACGCCAGCCAGGAGUACCACCCCCCACAUCCAGAACCUAGCACCGUGGCUGAUUCCUACAAUAGAGAAGAAAAAGGAUCUAAAGAAACCUCCUAUCAAAACACGCAAUUACGCAAGAGAAAAAAUAAAAACAGCAAUGGCAGGAAUAACUAUAAUGAAGUUAACGUUGAAAACAUGCAGAAACACGAACACAGCAGUACAGAAGACUCCUGCCCGAAAGAACGUUUUGAGGAUUUUGUACAGCCUAUAACUCACGUGUCGUCACUGCCGACAGUUCAUCAAAGAGUCAGAACUCAACUGGUACAGGAAGGGACCGUGAAGCCGACUAAUCCCGCAACGAAGAAACACGAACGUAGCAACAAGAAACCUCUACAGAAACCUCCAGAGAAGAAAAGCCCAAAGAAAACUAAUCUUCCCCAGACAAAAUUGCCUCUUUUGAAGCAGAAAGUAGCCGCCAAACGCCCGGUUAAAAAGGAAAACGAAGAAGUUAACCGUUGGUAUUUUAACUGUCCGCUGUCGGUGUUGGCGUGUCUAGUCCACGCUUUUUUAACAUUCGCUGCGUUUCUAACAAUCGAACACGGCACGAAAACAAAACGUCUGACGUUAAGUUGCCCACUUCCGUCUCCAGCGAAGGAAACCAUGAUAGAAACACAAACACACAGAGAAACGAAAGGAAAAGUACAUAAGACGCCACUCGCAUCAAAAGCGAAACAAGAGUUGUUUAAGUUACCAAUCCUCCUUUCUAGUGAAACAAAAUGUGGUCAAGAUGCCGAUAGUAAAAAGUGAUGCCUUUAUGAAACACCUCGCACCUUCUUUAAGGAACAAAUACAACAUUUAUU
Physella acuta is the source of this 2443-nucleotide messenger RNA. RefSeq lists its product as uncharacterized. The record is from RefSeq and is a predicted model, not a curated record. Gene Ontology annotation, molecular function: protein binding. NCBI's taxonomy places the organism in Eukaryota, Metazoa, Mollusca, Gastropoda, Physidae. Gene Ontology annotation, cellular component: plasma membrane.